Molecule: messenger RNA, 1170 nt
Organism: Durio zibethinus
Lineage: Eukaryota; Viridiplantae; Streptophyta; Magnoliopsida; Malvales; Malvaceae
Biological process (GO): mitochondrial proton-transporting ATP synthase complex assembly
Cellular component (GO): mitochondrion
Source: RefSeq, a predicted model, not a curated record
UGGGUAUAUCCAAGUUUUGUUCUGUUCACAAUCAGCGCGCGUAGUUCUCUGAGUUCUCUCUAGUUUAGAAAUUCGCUACGCUGCAAUUGCGCGCACAUCGUUUGAUAAAAUCACCCAUCGAAUCGAGUUGGAGCUGAGUUGACGGCGCACCUAAAAACUCGAAGCUAUGCAACGGUUAACGUCAAGAAUCACCAGAACCACAAAAACUUCCUCUUCACUCAGAACUAUCCUCCUCAACGAAGCACCAUCUUCUUCUUGGCUUCCAAAGCGCAGCUUCUCUGCUUUCUCUUUGCAACAACAUGUCAAAAACCAGCAAAAUGAAGCGAUCCCAGGAGAUUUCUUGAAAUGGGGUUCGCUUGGCUUUUGCAGGACUUCGAGGUUCGCGACUGGGUUUACGCCUUUAAAACCCAAGCCAUUGGAUUCCAUAAUGGAUUUGGACAGAGCAAAGAACCGUUCACCUGAGGACCUUGCUUCUAUUUGGGAUGAUUAUCACUUGGGAAGAGGUCAUAUUGGGUUGACCAUGAAGGCAAAACUUUACCGUUUAUUGGAACAAAGAGGCUCAGAUUGCCGAUAUUUUGUCCUUCCUUUGUGGAGAGGAAGUGGUUAUACAACGAUGUUUGCUCAAGUGCAGUUACCACACAUGCUUUUCACUGGUCUUGAAGAUUACAAAGCAAGAGGAACUCAAGCAGCUCCUUAUUUCAGUGCAACCUUUUACACGGAAUUUGCAGAAAGCAAGGACUUGGUACUCAUUCGUGGAGAUAUUGUUUUCACCAGCAAGCUUAGCGAUGAGGAAUCGAAAUGGCUCCUAGAAACCACACUAUCUUUUUAUCUGAAUGAUGCGAGGUACAAGCUGGUUGAUCGUUUUAAUAAAGAACCACGUGAUUUUGAGUUCAAGGAUGUGUUGCGAGCUCUAGACAUGCCCAUUCUAUAACUUCUUUAAAUGACUUUUGCUGAACGGAAAUUCUUCUUUUCGAAGAAGUCUGAAGGAAUAAUGUUUUUAUCAGAGGUCUUGCUCGAUACUACUUGUUCCACUUUCAAGAAAUUAUUGAAAUUAUCUCGAGGAAAGAGGAUGGUCUUGAGAUGAUUUGUUGUGUUCCUGAGUGAACAUUGAAGAGGGAUUAUUUUUAUAUGAGUUGUUAUACUCUAUUUUUUUUUCUGGGAAAAUUGGAA